CACCGACAGGGCGGUCGAGUGAGGGAGCUGCGGGCGGGUGGGUCAGGCAACUCCUUGGGAGGCCGACGCGGGCGGACGGGCGGGUGCUGGGAACCGAGCCUAGGCUUGCGGCCGGCAGUUUCCGUGGAUCUGUGAAGAAGUCGGCGGCCCCUGCGGGCGCCAGUCAGGACACAGCUGGAAGGCUCCAUCUGUGAAUCAGAAAGUGGGCUCGCACCUGACUGAAUCUGCUGGCGUCUUGGACUUCUCAGCCUCUGGAAAUUCUUUAAGAAAAAGUAGAGAUCACUUCUGACUGUACUGAACAGCAAAAAUUAAGUGACUUGCUACACUGUAAAUCAUGGCACUGCCAUUCCGUAAGGACUUAGAAAAGUACAAAGACCUUGAUGAAGAUGAGCUCCUUGGGAAUCUGUCAGAAACAGAACUGAAACAACUGGAAACUGUUUUGGAUGAUCUUGACCCAGAGAAUGCCCUUCUGCCUGCAGGGUUCCGGCAGAAGAACCAGACAUCAAAGUCUGCCACAGGGCCAUUUGAUAGAGAGCAUCUCCUUUCAUAUCUGGAGAAGGAAGCAUUGGAGCAUAAAGACAGGGAAGACUAUGUGCCCUACACUGGAGAAAAAAAAGGGAAAAUAUUUAUCCCCAAACAAAAACCUGUACAGACUUUUACAGAAGAAAAAGUGUCUCUUGAUCCAGAAUUAGAAGAAGCUUUGACAAGUGCUUCUGAUACAGAAUUGUGUGACCUCGCAGCAAUUCUUGGGAUGCACAAUUUGAUAACGAAUACACAGUUCUGUAAUAUAAUGGGAAGUAGUAAUGGUGUUGACCAAGAACAUUUUUCAGAUGUGGUCAAAGGUGAAAAGAUUCUUCCAGUAUUCGAUGAGCCACCAAAUCCAACCAACGUAGAAGAGAGUUUGAAGAGAAUUAAAGAAAAUGAUGCUUAUCUUGUUGAAGUUAAUUUGAAUAAUAUAAAGAAUAUCCCAAUUCCAACCCUAAAAGAUUUUGCAAAGGCUUUGGAAACCAACACACAUGUGAAAUGUUUCAGUCUUGCAGCCACCCGGAGCAAUGACCCUGUUGCUACUGCUUUUGCAGAAAUGCUGAAAGUGAACAAAACUUUGAAGAGCUUAAAUGUGGAGUCCAACUUUAUCACAGGAGUUGGGAUUCUGGCACUGAUUGAUGCGUUAAGAGAUAAUGAAACCCUGGCAGAGCUCAAGAUUGACAAUCAGAGACAGCAGCUGGGGACAGCUGUAGAAUUGGAAAUGGCCAAGAUGCUUGAGGAAAAUACAAAUAUCCUUAAAUUUGGAUAUCAGUUUACACAGCAGGGACCACGAACCAGGGCAGCUAAUGCUAUAACAAAAAACAAUGACUUAGUGCGCAAGAGACGAGUUGAAGGAGAUCACCAGUAAGUCUGCCAAGGUGUAAUCGUUGGAAGACUUCAGAAGAUCACCAAGGGUUCAUGUUGGUGACAUCAGAUGUAAAAUUUUCCUAGGUAGAAGGGAAAAGACUGGAAAAAUUUUUUUAGUGACAUGCAUUUUUUUUUUUUAGUUUAAGUUCUUAUCAGUUUAAAAUUGUAAAAUCAAUAAUGUGAUAUUUUAUAUUCUGAAACAUUUCUACUUUCUGCUGAAAUCAAUUUUAAUUUAGUUUAAUUGAAUGAUUUAUGAUGAAUCUUGAGCAAAAAAAUACAAUUGUAAAAAAUUUCACAGGUCAUUUGUGUAGAAUAAUUUGAACAUUGUGAAGACCAAUCUUUUUUAAAUCAAAAGGGAUAUUGCUGGUAUCAGAAUUGUUAUUGCUUCAUUUAGACAUAAAACACUUCAGUGUUUUCUUCACUCCGUGA
Messenger RNA from Piliocolobus tephrosceles (Ugandan red Colobus), 1821 nucleotides. RefSeq names its product tropomodulin 3 (gene TMOD3). The coding region runs from base 335 to 1393 and encodes 352 amino acids. The transcript is spliced from 11 exons. Gene Ontology annotation, molecular function: tropomyosin binding. The record is from RefSeq and is a predicted model, not a curated record. Gene Ontology annotation, cellular component: myofibril; cytoskeleton; striated muscle thin filament. NCBI's taxonomy places the organism in Eukaryota, Metazoa, Chordata, Mammalia, Primates, Cercopithecidae. Gene Ontology annotation, biological process: pointed-end actin filament capping; muscle contraction; myofibril assembly.